GCACAGCACAGCAGUCAGUGGAGUAGUGGAGAGCUGGAACUUACUAACCACACGGACUGUCAGAGGAACACUACACUUUUAUUUCAGUUUCCCUUUGUCUCUCUCUUUCAUUCCCUCUCUCCGGCUUAUCAGCAGAGGAAGGAAUUCUGCAACAGCCCACGACUGAGGUCAGGGGGAAAGCGUCGUUUUGUUUUUUUCUUUUGUCCUCUCGUACUCUUUCUCUCUCUCUCACACACACACACAGUCUCGGCUUGCACAGCGUCUAGUUUGUAGCCUGCAGAGGGGCGCAGGUGGCAGGCGUGUGUGUGAGUGUGUCCGUGUGUGUGAGCAGCCAGCGUUUAGAAGAUGAGCGCCACUAGAGGAAACAUGUUGCGCUCAGGGACUCCCAGCUCCGUUACCACGGUCGCAGACGUUCCGGAACAUCAGAAUGAGAGGAUUACCCAGCGGCUCAGACUGACCCUGCAUCCUGGAGGAUCCCCCAAUGGGCAGAGAGACACCAGGGGCAAAACAACACAGACAAGUUGAGCUGAUAGGAGACUGAUAUUGAACGAUAAAGCAGUUAAUGGCACCUGGAAGAGGAAUGGCUUCAUCCGGGAACGGCCAGCAGGGAGGGAGUCACCAGUGGACAAGGAGGAGCACCACGGAGGGCUGUCCAAUGGGACAUCUCGGGAGGCGGGGCUUGCGUCCGGGCCCAAGGUGUAUGGGGUGGUUCAGAGUAACGGCGACACCCAGGAGCAGGAAGUGAUGGCGCGAGAGUGGCCUGUCAAUCACCUACGGGACGAGAUGAAGUACUUCAGAGAGGUGCGUGACUCACUGGAGAAGGUGAGGGAGAAGAUGUACGGGCAGUUCGGAGGGAUGCAGCAGUCUGUGGAGAAGCUUUCCAGAGAGAUCAAGGCUGCUAACUCACACAGGCGUAAUCUGGAGUCGGAGGUGCGGGUACGAACAGCAGCACUGGACAACUUUGACCAGAUGAACAGCAACCUCAUCUCUGCAAACAUCGGCCUGCAGAAAACUCUCCUGGAGAGCUGUCAUGACCGCGUUGGCACUCGCGAGGCGUUGAGAAGUGUGAGGGGCUCACAGGAGAGAGCUGAAGAAAGACUGAGAGAGAAAGAACGCCAGCUAGCUGCAGCUCAGGAUGAGAACCGCACACUCAAACGCCAGGUGGAGGUGUCUCAGGAGGCCAGUGCACAGGCUCUGAAGGACAUGAGCGCUAAACUGCAGCAGCAGUAUGAUCAACGCCUGCAGGAGGAACAACGCAAACACAGAGAGGAGAUCGAGGCCCUACAGGCUCAGAUAGAUGUCUAUGUGAAACGCAUUGAGGAGCUGGAGAAGAAUGCCAGGAUUGCUGAGGCCAAGAUCGCAGAGAGGGAGCAGAGGGUCAGCGAGUUAGAGCGACUAAUGGACUGCAUGGGGGUGGAGAAGAACCAGCUGAUGCAGAAACUGAGGGACACUGAGCACCGUCUGCAGCAGCUGGACCAGGUGGACCACAGAGAACCCACCGUCACCAAGAGAGCGGAGCAGCUGCAGGAGGAGGUGUCUGAGCUGAGGGAGAGGAUCAAACACCUGAAUGACAUGGUCUUCUGCCAACAACGCAAAGUCAAGGGCAUGAUUGAGGAGGUUGAACAGCUACGGUCUAAAGUGGCUCAGAAGGACAUGUUUAUUUCUGAGUUGCUGGACCGGCUUGCCAUUGUGGAGUGUGAGAGUAAUGAGCUAGAAGACAAGCUCAAGUAUUUUAUGUCUGUACAGAACACGUCUGAGAAAGACAAACCUCAUAGCAGAGACAUUGGAGUGGCCUGUGACUUCCCUGUAGCAAGAUCAGACCCCCCACCCCCUCCCCCACCACAGCAAGAGUUCCAGCCGCUGCAGUCCUACACCCCCAGACCCGCCCCCCUCCCCAGACCUGCCUGGACCGGGCCGUUAGCCUCCAGCAGCCGAUUGAGCAACUCCCUGCUCCGCUUCUCCCCGGGCCAGUACAGUCACUACCUCCAUAACUCUCCCUCCAUCCUCCGAGAUGAGACCGACUCCUCCACCUUAUCCCGCUCCUCGACCGGCGUCCAGACCUCCUCGACGGUCUCCCCCAGCCCUGAGGACCCCCCCUCUUUCUCCUACUCCCCCAUAGCCAGGACUGCCCCCUCCCAAGUAUACACACCUUUCAUGAAACUCAUGGAGAUCUCAUCCAAGCUCAACAUUGAGUAGGACCAGGAGACCGGACAUAAAGUGCAUGAACACCAGGGCUUUGAACUGAAUGGGCAGCUAGAGGACCAUGAGGAACAAAUCCGCUGAAUUUGACAAAAAGAGUGUUGAAUUAGAAUGACGGACUGCGCCUUUAAAUAGACCAUGUUGUCAUUAAAUAAAAAUGAUAUUUGGAGCAAUGCAAACCUUGAUUAAAUACCAGUAAAUACCAUGUGUAAAUACCUGUGUAUCAUGUUGUAAAUAGUCUAUUACUAUACGCUUAACUUAUUUUCUUCCUGCACAUUCUGUUGUUGUUACUUUGUUUACGAUGAAGGAAAUACGCGGUUUGAAGGAUCAGUAAACAUUUUACAGCUUCAUAUUUAUAUACACAUUUUCUUAUUCUAGUCUUUACUUUUGCUGAAGACCAUUGUUUCUGAACUUAUUAAAAAUGCAUAAUUUUGUAUACCUCAAUAUUUGCAUAUAUUUAUAUGGUAUAUGUUAAAUACUAAUUCUGCUUUGUUUAUGUUAUGGCGGAUGAUUAUGAAGGCCACACAACCUCCAUAGGGAAAGCCCACAUAAUUAUUUGUACUGCCACAUAUGUGCCAAUUGUGCAGGGUUGUUUCUCUGUUUAUUUUACACUGCCAGGGCUGUGACACAACUCAAAGGAUUUGGAGCAAAAUAACGUGCCUUUCUCCUGAAGUCUAAUGUGGCAAAUCAUCUUACUGUAAAGAUUCACUUCCAUUAAAAAAGUAAUUAAAAAGAUCACAUGUGACAACUCA
Molecule: messenger RNA, 2951 nt
Organism: Clupea harengus (Atlantic herring)
Lineage: Eukaryota; Metazoa; Chordata; Actinopteri; Clupeiformes; Clupeidae
Gene: myzap
Product: myocardial zonula adherens protein
Exons: 16
Coding region: 745-2196 (483 amino acids)
Biological process (GO): intracellular signal transduction
Cellular component (GO): intracellular anatomical structure
Source: RefSeq, a predicted model, not a curated record